AUGAAGCACCAGGAAGUCACAGUAGAUUACUGGGCGAUGCUUAAAACCAUGUUUACGUAUGGCGCUCUAACAGGCCUGGGUUGGAUAAUGUUAAGACUCUUUCACGCAGUCUUUACGCUGCCAAGGAGACUGCGAUCACAACAAAAUGACAUCCAAAACUCAUUAAAAGAGCUUCAGCGGCGUUUUCCGGAUCUCGAUAUUACUGAAGAGGACUUAAAAAAUGCUGAAAAGGAACUAGAUGAAAUAAUUAAAGAAAGUGACAAAAAGAGCGAAGACAUUACUGAAAAUAAAAAAGAUAUUUAG
Molecule: messenger RNA, 303 nt
Organism: Leptosia nina
Lineage: Eukaryota; Metazoa; Arthropoda; Insecta; Lepidoptera; Pieridae
Source: the annotation of a GenBank genome assembly